AUGUUGGCUCUCCAGAACAUGAAAGUUGGCCUUUUCCUUUUGUGGUGGCCAUGGGCUUGGGCUACUGAAAGCAGAGUGCACUGGAGAAAAAGAGACGUACAGGAGAUGUCGAAGAAAGGCAGCCCAAUUCUUAAACGCAGCCCUGAUAUUACCAAAUCGCCACUGACAAAGUCAGAACAGCUCCUGAGGAUAGAUGACCACGAUUUCAGCAUGAGGCCUGGCUUUGGAGGCCCGGCCAUUCCUGUUGGCGUGGAUGUGCAGGUGGAGAGUUUGGACAGCAUCUCAGAGGUCGACAUGGACUUCACGAUGACCCUCUACCUGCGGCACUACUGGAAGGACGAGCGGCUGUCCUUCCCGAGCACCAAAAACCUCAGCAUGACGUUUGACGGCCGGCUGGUGAAGAAGAUCUGGGUCCCCGACAUGUUUUUCGUGCACUCCAAGCGCUCCUUCAUCCACGACACCACCACGGACAACGUGAUGCUGAGGGUCCAGCCCGACGGCAAAGUGCUCUACAGCCUCAGGGUUACGGUGACCGCCAUGUGCAACAUGGACUUCAGCCGGUUUCCCCUGGACACGCAAACGUGCUCGCUCGAAAUUGAGAGCUAUGCAUACACGGAAGACGACCUCAUGCUGUACUGGAAGAAAGGCAAUGACUCUUUAAAGACAGAUGAGCGGAUCUCACUCUCCCAGUUCCUCAUCCAGGAGUUCCACACCACCACCAAACUGGCCUUCUACAGCAGCACAGGCUGGUACAACCGUCUCUACAUUAACUUCACGUUGCGUCGCCACAUCUUCUUCUUCUUGCUGCAAACCUACUUUCCCGCCACCUUGAUGGUCAUGCUGUCCUGGGUGUCCUUCUGGAUCGACCGCAGAGCUGUGCCCGCCAGAGUCCCUUUAGGGAUCACCACGGUGCUGACCAUGUCCACCAUCAUCACGGGUGUGAACGCCUCCAUGCCCCGCGUGUCCUACAUCAAGGCCGUGGACAUCUACCUCUGGGUCAGCUUCGUGUUCGUGUUCCUCUCGGUGCUGGAGUACGCGGCCGUCAACUACCUGACCACCGUGCAGGAGCGAAAAGAGCGGAAGCUGCAGGAGAAGCUUCCCUGCACCUGCGGGUUGCCUCAGCCACGCGCAGUCCUGCUGGACGGCAGCUACAGUGACGGGGAGGUGAACGACCUGGGCAACUACACGGCCGACAACGGAGACAAGCCAGACAGGAUGAUGGUGCAGCUGACGCUGGCCUCGGAGAGGAGCUCCCCGCAGAGGAAAAGCCAGAGGAGCAGCUACGUGAGCAUGAAGAUUGACACUCAUGCCAUUGAUAAAUACUCCAGAAUAAUUUUUCCAGCUGCAUACAUCUUAUUCAAUUUAAUAUACUGGUCGAUUUUCUCAUAA
Balaenoptera ricei (Rice's whale) is the source of this 1389-nucleotide messenger RNA. Its product is annotated as gamma-aminobutyric acid receptor subunit rho-1. Lineage: Eukaryota; Metazoa; Chordata; Mammalia; Artiodactyla; Balaenopteridae. The transcript is spliced from 9 exons. The coding region runs from base 1 to 1389 and encodes 462 amino acids. Gene Ontology annotation, biological process: regulation of membrane potential; monoatomic ion transmembrane transport; nervous system process. Gene Ontology annotation, cellular component: GABA-A receptor complex; neuron projection; synapse. Gene Ontology annotation, molecular function: GABA-A receptor activity; extracellular ligand-gated monoatomic ion channel activity; neurotransmitter receptor activity. The record is from RefSeq and is a predicted model, not a curated record.